GUUGCCCUAAUGCCCCAUUUUUCUUCCUCUUCCGGCACGCUUCUGGUUUCUCGGAAGCAAAGCGCCGUUUCUGCAUCUUCUUACGAUCUAGGGUUAGAAAAGCACUAUAAUUAAGGGAGGAUAUAAGGCCGGCGUUUGUUCUGCUGUUCUCAAAUCACACCGGUGCUGAAAGUGGACCAGAUCAAAGUCUCAGAAUUGUAUCAUUCUCUUCAACAAUCAUGGAAUCAGCUGCUUCUUAUCGAAAGCAACAUGACAUAACUGUAACUGGAGUUAACGUGCCUCAACCCUUCACUUCAUUUGAAGCUACUGGUUUUCCUUCAGAGAUUCUUAGGGAGGUGAUGCGUGCUGGAUUUUCUGCCCCGACACCAAUACAGGCACAAUCAUGGCCAAUUGCCCAACAAGGAUCUGAUGUGGUAGCUAUUGCAAAAACAGGGUCCGGGAAAACAUUGGGUUAUUUGAUUCCUGGAUUUACUCACAUAUUACAUCAACGUAACAAUCCGAAACCUGGUUCUAAAGUUGGUCCAACAGUAUUGGUGUUGUCACCAACAAGGGAGCUGGCAACCCAAAUUCAAGCUGAAGUAAUGAAGUUUGGAAAAGCAUCAAGGAUUACUUGCACGUGUUUGUAUGGAGGUGCACCUAAAGGCCCACAGUUGAGAGAUCUUGAAAGGGGUGUGGAUGUGGUGGUUGCCACUCCUGGUCGUUUGAACGACAUUCUAGCUAUGGGAAGGGUAAGUCUCCGUCAGGUUUCAUACCUGGUGUUGGACGAGGCCGACCGGAUGUUAGAUAUGGGGUUUGAACCUCAGAUAAAAAAGAUUGUGAAGGAAGUCCCAAACUCUAGGCAAACACUCAUGUACACUGCAACGUGGCCUAAAAUGGUGCGCAAAAUUGCUGCCGAACUACUGGUCACACCUGUCCAGAUUAACAUUGGCAAGGUUGAUGAGCUCGCUGCAAACAAGGCCAUCACUCAGCAUGUUGAAGUAGUUGCACCAACUGAUAAACACAAGAGGCUAGAGCAGAUAUUGAAAUCCCAACAGCCAGGGGCAAGGAUUAUUAUUUUCUGCGCAACAAAGCGGAUGUGCGACCAACUUACCCGCAACCUAACCCGCCAGUUUUCCGUUGCUGCUAUUCACGGAGACAAAUCUCAGGGGGAAAGGGACUACGUGUUGAAUCAGUUCCGAAUGGGACGGUCACCGGUGCUUGUAGCCACAGAUGUUGCUGCCCGCGGUUUGGAUGUUAAGGAUAUCCAAGUCGUGGUGAAUUUUGACUUUCCGAUGGGAAUAGAAGAUUACGUGCAUAGAAUUGGAAGAACGGGACGGGCAGGUGCCAGUGGCAUGGCCUUCACUUUCUUCAGUGACAGGGAUGCAAGACAUGCUUCGGAUCUUGUCAAGGUGUUGAGUGGAGCUAACCAAAUUGUCCCCGCUGAGAUUCAUAGUAUGGCAUUACAGGGUGGCGGCAAGGGGAUGUUCAACCCGAAAAGGCAAUGGGGCGCCAGCGCACGUGGAGGAGGCCGUUCUCGGGGCUAUGGUGGACGAGGUGGCGGAUCUGGCAGAGGUGGAGGAAAUUAUGGAGCAGCACGGCGGAGCAGAAGCCCUCCAAGAACUUUUGCGUGAUUUGUUAAGACAACAACGUGAGACAGCAGUACGGUUGCGCCUUUAUUUUCUCUCUAUACUCUGUUGUAUUCUUUGCCGUGUGAUGCCUUUGAACUUGUUUCACACUGCAGCUCGUUUUUUUUAAAAAAAAAUUGUUUUAAAUUGACAUUUUUUGGGUUUUGUUCUGUUGACAUUUCUGAGUAAUCUCACUCUCAUUUGGUAUUAAAGAUAUUUAAAUUAAAAUAGAGAGUAUGGCCCCUUAUACUAGGGGAAUUAGGGAUGUUACCUUGGUUUGGGGGCAAGGCACCAUUGACAUUG
Cuscuta campestris is the source of this 1907-nucleotide messenger RNA. NCBI's taxonomy places the organism in Eukaryota, Viridiplantae, Streptophyta, Magnoliopsida, Solanales, Convolvulaceae. The record is from the annotation of a GenBank genome assembly.